Molecule: messenger RNA, 1004 nt
Organism: Cokeromyces recurvatus
Lineage: Eukaryota; Fungi; Mucoromycota; Mucoromycetes; Mucorales; Mucoraceae
Product: mitochondrial matrix Mmp37
Exons: 2
Coding region: 117-986 (289 amino acids)
Biological process (GO): cardiolipin biosynthetic process; CDP-diacylglycerol biosynthetic process
Cellular component (GO): mitochondrion
Molecular function (GO): phosphatidate cytidylyltransferase activity
Source: RefSeq, a predicted model, not a curated record
UGUGUGUAUAUGUAUAUAUGUAUAUAUGUAAAUAUGUUUAUAUUGUAUAUAUAUAUAUAUAUGUAUAUAUGUAUGUAUGUAUAUUUGUAUGUGUAUAUGAAUAUUAGAAAAAACCAAUGAUCGAUUUUAUAUUUGGCGUUAGUCAUCCUGGACAUUGGCACGCUUUAAAUAUUCAGCAAAAUCCUCAUCAUUAUUCAGGCAUUCGCCUGUUUGGUUCAAGUGCCGUAUCCCUAUUACAAGAAAAAAUAGGUGCAGGCGUCUAUUUUAACCCAUAUGUACAGGUGAAUGGUAUGAAUGUUAAAUAUGGAGUAGUGUCUAUCGAUAAAUUAUGUAAAGAUUUAAUUGAUUGGGAGACAUUAUACUUGGCUGGACGGAUGCAUAAGCCAGUCAAGAUUCUUCGAGAUGAUGCUCGUGUACGUUUAGCCAAUCAAGUGAAUUUAACAGAAGCUAUUCGAGUAGCUCUCUUAACUCUACCAGAAAACUUUACUGAAAGAGAACUAUUUGAACGUAUUGCUGGCAUUAGUUAUAAAGGAGACUUUAGAAUGAUUAUAGGUGAAAAUCCUAAUAAGAUUGAAAAUAUCGUUUCCUCUCAGAUGGAAAACUUUCAUCGACUUUAUUUUGGACUUUUAGAUGACUUACCUAACAUUGCCAUUCUUAAUCAAGGACGCCUUCAACAGAACUAUAAUCCACGUUUCCGUGGGUUAAUGAUUAAAAAGCUCCCUAAAACUUUAUAUGACAAAGUGAUUAAAGAGCAUCUCAAACAUGUCAGUAAAAAUAAUAUCCAGAUUCCAGAAGAUAAAACACUUUUAUAUGAACAAGUAGCUCAAUCUGAAGCAUUAAACAAGUAUAUAGAAAGUAGCUUAAAAGAAAUUAUUGCACGUACAGCUAUUACUCAAAGUGUCAAAGGUAUCUUCACUGCAGGCACAAUCAAGACAGUACGUUAUGCUGGAGAAAAACUACAAAAAUGGUGGACAGCAAAGAAAUAAAGAUGACUCUAGUAUAAU